Haliotis rufescens (red abalone) is the source of this 2758-nucleotide messenger RNA. RefSeq lists its product as uncharacterized. The record is from RefSeq and is a predicted model, not a curated record. The transcript is spliced from 3 exons. Lineage: Eukaryota; Metazoa; Mollusca; Gastropoda; Lepetellida; Haliotidae. Gene Ontology annotation, molecular function: G protein-coupled receptor activity. Gene Ontology annotation, cellular component: membrane. Gene Ontology annotation, biological process: cell surface receptor signaling pathway; G protein-coupled receptor signaling pathway. Bases 97 to 2433 code for a protein of 778 amino acids.
UAGCGCCAUCUACCGCUCCAACUUCCGAGUCGUAUUGUAACGUUUGACACCCGCUCCCAAGGUACAGGUACCACGUAACAAGUCUGUCAAGUCGUCAUGGCAACAACGAUGACGUCAGUUAGUUCAGUACACGCCUACAUCUUCACGACGUUUGUCCUCACAGCCCAAGGUCAAUUCUCCAGUUCAGCGUUUGAUAGAAUGUUUGAAUCACAAUGCCAAGACACCUGCAUGGAUCAUCUUAAAAGAGAUGGCUGUUGUCCGGAGACCGUAUGUGAAAGUAACCAUUUGAGUAAGUCAGUGUUGAACGCUGGCUCAGCAUUCAACCAUGCAAUGAUCCAUACAUGCCCGGAUGAAGCUCAUGAUAACCUUAAAACUCUGUGUGUAGACAGCACCCGCUAUGACGUCACUUCCGAUCUGGCGUCAGUCAUGCCAGUGACGUCGGGUGGCGUGACCUUCUUCAACAAGCACUGUGCAGCCUGCUACAACGUUUCUUCUUAUUACGCGUGGUCGGUGAAUAUCAGCUGCAGUGCCUAUGUAAAUCUCCAUGCCUUACUGACGCAACAAGAGAUCGUCAACAUGGCGCUGUCCUCCGGGUACUGUCAGGUCAUGCUUCAACAACCUGCCGCUGUUCGCCUUGCCAAAUGCAUGGGUCACACCCCCAACAUAGGUGAUUCAAUCUUUAUUGGUGAAGACUCUAUUUCAGUCGGCGGAGAUGUUCAAAUUAAAGCGUUUAUCGGAUCCGGGAGAAGGACAAACCCUGAAAUAUUCGUAGAAGCAGACACGCCAUUUUCCAUUAUCCUCAGCUUCAGUGACGAAAAUGACGACGCACUUGAACUCCCACGUGAUGAGAAGGGAGAUAACUCCACAUGCUCUGGAACCCAGUGGACACACAACUUUACGGACUCGUGUUUCGAUGUCCAUUGUUUCCAAGGAAAGACUAUGGUUGGCGCUUCAUGUAAGUCUGUUAUUGCAGAAGGAAAGGGCUUAUUGUACCGUUACUCCAUCCAACUGGAAUCCAAAUAUGUCCAACAACGUGAUGUUUGUGAAAUGGACGAGUGGUUAAAAAGACAUGUUUAUGUAAUAGCUGAACUGUUACAAACAGAUUCUUUCAGGUGUGAAAUUUCUUCCAUGUUCAUAAAAGACGGAUCAGACUUAUAUUUCAGGGUCGUCUUGAUUUACGAACUCACAGUGACUAAACCCACAGACAGAGAUGUGUUUGAGGAACGUGCACUCAAUUUGGUACAUCAAACUUGGAAUAUAACCUGUGGUGACUCAAUGAUGAACUUCACGGUUAAUCUUGUUUCUUCUCCGUCGACUGAAGCUACUCGAGCAUUGGCUCUACCCAAUCCUGGAGACAAAUUACCCAUAACCCAUCAGACCAUCGCUACAAACAAUCCCGAAUACAAAUCAUACAUAACGGAAGCCAACUCCUACAUUGAUAUUUCCCCGGUCAUGGUGUGUCAGUUCGUCGUAUUUAAUUCAAGCCAAUACACACGUAACCCCACGGGAGAUAUCCACCUCAACGACGAAAACGUGUCCCUUCAUACGCACGAGUACGACUUCGCCGACGGUGAUGCACGUGUGUGUGUUGAUGUUCUGGCUAGCAGUUACGACGCUUUAACCCUACCCAAGCGAGUCAAUGUCCACCGCGUUAUUCGCCAGUAUCUGUCCUAUGUGUGCGUGACUCUGUCCUUGCUAGGACUUGCUGUCACUUUUACAGUGUACAUGGUGUUCCCGUCGCUCAGAACCCUCCCGGGAAAGAACAACAUCUGUCUGGUGUUCAACCUGUUCCUGGCCCAGUCCCUCCUCCAGUUCGGUGUCGGGAGGACAGAGAAUCCUGCAUUGUGUUCAACCCUUGGAGUCCUCAUCCACUUCUUCUGGCUGGCAUCCCUCUUGUCUAUGAACGUGUGUUGUUUCCACAUGUACAGAGUGUUCAGUAGCCAGACGUUAGCCGCCAUGCCGCGGCACUCCUCUUCGAGACGACUUCUGAAAUACAUUGCCUACCCGUACACAGUUGCCGCCAUCAUAGUAACGUCGACCAUAACGUCACAAUACGUCAUCAGCAAUGGCAGCAGCAUCGGCUACGGUGGUAAACACUGCUAUCUGUCUUCACCGUUGCUAAAAGGGUUGGUUUUUGCCCUGCCUCUAGGCGUCAUCCUGAUUCUAAAUGGAGGCAUGUUCUGUCGGGCUGUUCGUUCCAUAGCGCAGAUCAGUCUCAUUCAGAGGGAGGCCAUGGCAAAGGGUAGACACAACUUACAUGUGUAUAUGAAACUUUCAACGCUGACGGGGCUGUUCUGGGCUGUGGGGAUCCUAGCUGAGGUGUUUCCCCUGCACGUUCUCGUUUAUCUUUCCAUCCUCCUGAACGGCAGCCAGGGCGUCUUCAUCUGCAUCGCCUGCGUCUGUAACAAGAGAGUAUUCCGCCUAGCCGGUUGAACAGGGAAAGUAGUGGGUCAGACCUCUAGCUCGGACAAAUCGAAAACACGCACCAAGAAUACAUCGGCAAAUGACACAAAAUGAAUCAGGGAAACUGUAUUCUACACGAGCAGAUGCUUCAAAAUAAUUCCCUUCCUGAACUGGAAGACGGACGAAGAGAAUGCAACUGAGAAAACAGGUACGAACAGAACAAUUGACAAAUGGAGUCUCUCGCAACCAAACAUUAGUUUUUGAAGCUAUGUUAUGCCAAAUGACAUAAUAUAAUACGACAAACAUGGCGCCCAACUGGGAAAUGCCGCUUGAGUAAGGACUUGCAAUGCACACA